This is a messenger RNA of Pocillopora meandrina, 13846 nucleotides long. The record is from the annotation of a GenBank genome assembly. NCBI's taxonomy places the organism in Eukaryota, Metazoa, Cnidaria, Anthozoa, Scleractinia, Pocilloporidae.
AUGGCGAGUCCAAAGGACAACGACGAAAGACUGAAAAAACUCUUUGUCGGUGGGUUAAAGAGAGAUACCGAAGAUGACACUUUAAAGUCAUUCUUUGAACAGUACGGGGCUAUGACAGACUGUGUUGUGAUCCGAAGCCAGAGUAAAGAGUCCAGAGGAUUUGGUUAUGUUACCUUCGAAGACGAAGAGAGUGUCCUUAAAGUGUUAGAAGACAAGAAAGAAAAAGGCCCUCACUCCAUUGACGGAAAAGAAGUCGAAGUGAAACGAGCCAUUCCUAGAGAUGAUCAAAGCUCGACGGCUCAUCUCAAAACGAAGAAAAUUUUCAUCGGUGGCCUACCAGACGAGGCAGACGCCGAAAGCAUAAAGCAAUCUUUGGCUGAUCGAGUUCGCGGCAUUACACCAACCAACGUGGACUUAAUCAUGAAAAAAGAGGACGAGACCAAACAUCGGGGUUUCUGUUUUGUUGAAUUUGAGGACGAGGACAUUGUCGAUGAACUGUGCUGCAUAAAACAGGUCUCUAUCAAUGGAAAAAGCGUGGAAAUCAAGAAAGCUGAGCCUAAGGACAAAUCAGGUUCUCAAGGACAAAGAGGACGCGGUGGUCGCGGAGGUGGUCGUGGAAGUUUUGGUGGCCGUGGUCGCGGCGGCGGCGGCGGAAUGGGAGGCAAUUAUCAUGGAGCUGGUGGGUAUGGUGCAUACCCAGGAGGUGGUUAUGACGGCUUUGGUGACGGCGGCGGCUAUGGUGAUGCUAGUUAUGGCGGAUAUGGCAGUUAUGGAGGUGAUUAUUACGGUAACAUGGGUGCCUAUCCACAAGCACCUUCUAAUUAUGGCCCUCAGGGAGGUUACAGAAAUAACAGAUACAAGCCAUACUAAAAAUAAAGCAGGUGAGACUGUAGCCUUUGUUUGUGUUGGUCCCCUAAAUUUCACUUAAGAUGUUUCUUCCAAAUCAGGUUGGAGAAGUCAGGUUUAAUGAACAAUCCAUCAAAAUUUAUUUAUUGUCAACUAGUAUGACUUCUGGAUGUUUUUCUUAAAAAUUAUUAUCAUCGUUAUGAUAGUAACUGUACAUGAAGUUAGAUUUGGGCAUACCCUACUCUUACUCACACAAGCCUUUCACUCAUUAUGGGACUUUAUUAUGGGACUAGAGGUGUAGUUUUCCUCCUCAAUGUUUGUGGCAGUUUCUUAAAUUGAAGCUUUUACUCUAGCAAAAGCAAAAUUUUUUGAAAUUAGGUUCACACCAUUUGAUGAUUUCAACAGAGGGUGAGGUCAUCCCCAUCAUAUUUGUUUUUUGUCCUUAGAAGACUAAGUUUGAUCUGUUUUGAUACUUAGGUUUGUCUUAAGUCAUCAUAACCAGGCAUAAUUUACACUAAGGCACCCAGGACCUAGGCUACCCAAGAAUCAGAGUGUUGCAGUUACAGUUGAUCAAGUAUAUAGAUGCAGUCUAAGCUACUUCAGAAUUACAGGCAUCUUUCAUUUGUAUUCACAGAGUAGACUAUGUUGCAUGAUUUUAACAAGAAACACUUUUAUUGCUAUUCUUUCUAAAUGAUAACAACAUCAUGCUAUUUUUAGAGGUGGAUCUUCAUCUAAGGUCCUUUAAAGUACAGGUGUAAGUUUAAGCUUCAACUUACUCAAACAUCCCUUGAUUUAAUCUUUGUCCGUAAAAUGGAGAAGUUUAAACUUGACAGCACUCUUGCUUUAAAAAAGGACAAGAACAAUUUUAGUUUUUUUCUUCUAUUGGGAAGUGUUAUAUGGGAUAUGUAGUUGUUUUCUGAUUUGUAUAAUGAUGUGUACACAAGCAUGGCCUUUAUUAAAGCUUUGUUGGUUAAGAAUAAAGGAUUUGUUCAUAUGUUAAGAGUUGCUUAUUCUUGUUCCAAACUAAGAAGUCUUUGAGGUAUCCCUGGAGAUGUGAAUAAUAAGUAAACCUCAGAGAAGUGUGCAAUUGCAAGCAGAUUUUGAUAUUAAUAGUACCCUGUUAUUAUUUAAUGUACUGUAAAACCAUGUAAAUUGGCUUAUUUUUUAAACAAGAAAAUAACUGCCUACUUAUUAUCUAUUCUUUAGUCAACUGACAUAUACUCAGCCUUUUUUUAACUCGGAAAUUGCACGCAUGCGCAAGAUUGAGUUGUGGAUAUGAUGUGGAGAAUGGCACUUGCUUGCUCAAUUGGUCGAUUCCUGUAAACUUUUUUUUGAUUUUAGACUUUUGAGUGUAUUUGAUAGUUUUUGGUGAGUAAUAAACAAACGAAAUGGUGACCUUUGUUGCUAAGAAUAGUGGUGGGGUGAAAAAGAAGCCAAUGAUAGUCUUAAAAGAGUUUAUUUUUUUCGUUUUAGUUUCAACAAGCGGCGCCAGCGACUGGCAGGCGUGCGAGGAUUCACACUGGAAUAAAAGAACAACCUUCAUUUUUCAUAAAAUUAUAAUUUACAAUCCUUGAACUUGAAAAAAGUCCGAAGAUUCAUUAAAAAUAUCACUUACUCCGAAGCGCUCGGAGUUUAACAGGUGUUCUAAAGGUUUUUUGUUAUGGCAUGAGAUUGGGGACAAAAUCGAUCAUUACAUUUUGUAUCAUGUGUUUUUCUGUGAGAAGCAACAAAAGGUGCCGGCAACUGAUGAAAUUACAGGUUAACACAAAAAUCAAAUAAAACCUAAACAAAUAAUUUUGGCUGCCGAUCUUCGGUGAAUUUUUAAAGAACAAUUUUCUUUUAAGUUUCAAGACAAUUUGAAGAUUCAAAAUAAAUAUUACUUACUAAAAUGUGAAAGUUAUUCACUACAAAAUUGAUAAAUAGGUCUGGAAUGAAAUUCUAUCUUGUUCUUGAUUAUACGUUGCUUAGCACGUGACCAAAAUCUACCCAGGCAGAAAUCCAAAAUGAUGGUGGUAGUCUGGGCUUAGUUAUAUCACUGAAAACUCGUUCCUGUUUGUCUCAUUUGAUAAAGAGGGAGUCAUUAAUGUUUUCAGUAAGAAAGUAUUGCCUUGAUUUUCCAAUAUUUACAAUGAUACACAGUAAAUUUCACUUUUCACCCACAUUUACUUCCAACCUUUUCUUGUGAACCAGAAACAAAAAUGAUAUAUGUUUAAAACACAUCAUCCACCAUUGUCAAAUGUAACAGCAUGAUCAUUUCAAUUGUAAUGCCUUCUUAUCCCAACAUUACUUUGUUACUUUUCUACAUUAGCAAACACUGAACUAUUGCUCGUACUCUAAAUAUGACAAUCAACCACAAAAUUCCCUAAACCAGAUAACAUUAAACAUGAUUUAAAAAAUCAUGUAAGGCAUCUGUCAAUUCACGAGUUUGCUCACAGAGCACUUUGAUUCUUUCACCUGAUUGGCUUGACAUGUUCAUUUUUUUCUACUCUUUUUCACAUAGGCUCUCAAUUUAAAAAUAUUUGAAUAUUUCUGAGUUAUUACCAGUCAUUCAAAAAAUUGACAAGACACGUGGGGAAACUCCUAAGGCUCAUUUACUGGGUAACACUUAGGUAAUUUUUUUUUGGAAAAAACCUUGUGAGAUUAGGAUGUUUGAUGAUGAAGAUCUCUUACUGGGCAAUUUCAAUUUUAGUAGUUGACUUGAUCUUGUAGUAUUCUCGCAUAACUAUGUAAUUUCAAUCCCCAUCAUCCAAAAAUAUUGAUAAAAGAUCAACAUUUACUGCAUUUUGAGAUUCCAAAUUGACACCUAAGCCUGAGAAAAUUGUCUUCAAAUGUGCUGUGAAUGGGUUCAAUUUGAAAAGAACUCGAUCACCUGGCUGUACCCAGAAAACCACAUGAUGUGUCCAACAAAUAGCUACUGCUCUGAUUGUUGCAAAAAUGAUUAUUUGUCUGAAUCAAAAAUGCCUUUUUAGAAGCUCCAAGUUGUUUAAACAGAGAGAGUGAGAUUAAGUUACUUCACAGGGAAGCAGCCAGACUUAAACCCUUUUCCACCCUCCUAAGCUAAAUAGCAACAUCGGUUGUUAAAUUUUUAGUACAUUGGAUAACCUUUUUCAUCUACUCUUUGGAAUUCUAAAAUGUAGUCAGUGUCAUUAACUGGUAUUUAUAUCUGCUUGUAUUUGAAAAAAACAUGCUUACUAUUUUGCAAAGAUUGACACUUAGUUUCAUGCCUUGCCACAUCUCAGCUAGUGGGUGGUUGAGAGUCCAAAGCAGAAGGCAUAGAGGGGAUUGAAAAAACCUGAUAGCUAGGUUUGCUUGGAGGAGUGCAUCUCCCACCUUCAAGCUAGCAUGGCUGAUUGAAAUGCUGGGGGCUUAACAUCAAGGCUAGCACUAGCAUGCAACCCAGCCACUGGCCUAUCCAAGGGUGGGUUGCAAAUGGCUCUGUGUCUAAAACUCAGGGGUGGGAAGGGUAGGUUUUUAACAUCAACCAGGGGGGAGGUGGUUUUUCCAUAAAAGUGGACUUCUUGAUAGUGUUAUUUUCAGCCUGUUGUUGUCUUGAACUGUGUCCCAUGAUUCACAGUUAAACUCGUGCAUUAGGACAGCUCCAUGAGUGGACUAGAUCACUAUGGCUAGGUAGGCAGUGGGCUGGGGGGAAUUCUCAAUUUUUGGGUGAGAGCUUGAAAAUUGACUUUUGAGUUUGCUGUCUUCUUGGGUAUGUUUUGGAAGACUCACUUAGAUUUAUAUAUGCUCUUAAAUAGCAACAAUAAUAGUGAGAUGGUUUUUGUUAGAGUAUAUUAUUUUUAUUAUUAUUUAUUUAAUUUAAAGUUCAGAUGUUCAUAUUAUUGGUAUGUUAGAUACCUAAAAAACAUUCAUCUACUAAUUGUAAAACUUGCAAAACUAUUAGGAUAUAUUUUGAACUCACUAUUAGCACCCUUGAAUCAUAUCCUUACGGACAUCUUUAACCCUGAGACUUUGGUUGAUGUUGACAGUUGAUCAUUUUUAUUUACCUGUUCCUAUCAAGAGGUCAGAUCUGGCUGUAGUAUAUGAACAUUUGAGCAGAGUGGCAUAUGAGUGACCAUGCAACCUAUCAUAAUGAAAUGAUUAUGAAAUUUUCUGUUCAGUUUUAAUACUUCAAAGUCUUCCUCAGCCAUUUGUAUAAAUAUUUGCAGUGAUUGAAGUUAUGGUUGGCAUUCAUUAAUUUAUGAGCUAAGAUGCUUUUGUUUUUUCAAGCUGUACAAUUUCAGAUUUCUGUUUUGCCAUGAAAAUUAUUGCUUACAUUUUUUGCCCAAACUAAGAUUUCAAGAUUAAUGUUUCCUAUUAGCGCUGAUACAAAUGCUGAUGAAGAACAAAGUUAUCAUUAAAAGACAGAUGUGAGCCACAACUGAUAAGAGGUAUUACCACAGAACGUUUUACAUGGGAAUCAUCUUAGGUCAUUUUGAGUGGUAAAGAUGCCAUGGCCAAUUCCUCCUUUGUGUAACUUCCAGUCAUUAUUGAAAGUAAUAGUUAGACACUUUCCCUUCAACAUAUAUCUGCAGAUGCUGGUAUGUGUUUUAUGGUGAAUCACACAACAAAAUCAAAACCUGAUCUAGUUUUUUCUUAAGAUAAUAGAGCUUUGGCAGAUGAGCAAUUGUGGAUUGUUAUGAAGAUAAUAAACAGUUUGCUUUAUAAGGGCAUGUUUAAUUUAUUUAAAUGUAUACAUCUCCAAUUUGCCUAUGUGUUUUGAAAUAGACAACUGUGAAGAAAUUGCCAAUAUAUAUGGAAGUGCAUAAUUUGUUUUUUUGUACUUUUAUAACCAUAUGCACACUUUGGACUGAGAUUUACUUGAUCAAUCACCUCUUGAAUUGCUGGAGAACUUUCCACAGGGAUCUAUUCUUCAUUAUAUUUGAGAAUGAAAAAGUCAAUUCAAAAAGUCAUAUUGAAAUAACUAUAUUCCAGAUUUGGAAAAAAUAACUGGUGCUGUUUUGUAAUGUGAACAAAAUUACUGAGUCCAGAGUACUCGAAAUGUAGCAUUUCUUUGAUAAAAGAUAACUGGUUUACUAGAAGGACAUAUUAUUGUCCAUAUGAUCUUGUUGGUUGGGCAAACUACCCUUAAUUCCAGAAAAAAAAGCAAAAAGAAAAACUUAAUUUUUUUGUUAGUGUUAACCAGUGGUGGUGAAAGUGCCAGUGGUCUUUUUAAAACAAGUCUAUUUAAUCAUAAUCUAACUCCAAGUUGAUAUUUGUCAUUUUUUGGAAGUAUGGUUAACAACUGUUGGUGAAUUUCAAAUUCAAUUUCAGUCACCAUAGAAUAAAAGGAACAUGAUAUUAAUAUUAGGUUAUCUUUUUGGGUUCUUAUGCAACAGGCAAACUCUUCGUUGGUUGAGUGCCUAAUUGGAAACUGGAGUUCAUGAUGUCAUAUCCUGAAGGAACACCAACUAGGGAAUGAACAUCACUGGUAAGAUGAUAUCAGGUUUUUGUUGAACAACUUUCAUUUGAUUACUCUACCUCUUUAUGAUGGAGGUUAACUACUGUUACAUAGCAAGUCAUGGCACAUACUUGGUUGAUCAAAAUCCAGCAACAUGUUCAUAGUCAAGUUUUUUUAGAUAAUAUGAAAUUAUUCAUUGAGUGGUACAGCCACAACUAGUUUGAAAAAUUGCAAAUCAAGGAAAACAUUUGAUUUUAACAUAACCAAUGACACAUUAAACUUAACUAUGCUCCUUGGCAUGGGUUUACAGGUCCUGGUUGGGUUUUACACAGGUGAAAUUAUUUGAAUUAGAAAAUUUGUAAUUUCUUUGUAAAAAUGCUUCUAUACAGUAAAUUGUUUUUGAUCAACAGCAGAAAUCUGAACCCAGUUGUUAUUUGCAGAUUUAAACAUUUCACUUUGAUGCUCAUGAAAGGAUUUCUACUGGAUGGAGGUAUUAAUUUUUCUAUAUUGACCAAUAUUGUACAAUGGUUGAAAUUAUUUUCCUCUUGAACAAAGAGUACAACAAGCCAGCCACGUAAAAAAUAGGAAAUACUAUACAUCCAAUACUCAGAGUGGAAGGCCGUUUGAAGUAUGAAUUUUUGCUUUCCAUUAUUUUCCUAUGUUGCCACCUUCUACAUAGGUUAACUUGUUGCCUCCUAGAUUUGAUUUUUUUGCCACUAUUGCCAUAAUGUGGGUGACUUUUUACUUUUAUCAUAUGUGGUAUCAAAACUUAAGGGUUUUUUUUGGUUAUCACUGUGAUCUUUGUUGGAACUUGCCAAUUUAAAAAUCGUUACAAGCGACUCCAGUUUCAAUAGCUGGGUCUAGGUUUAGAUAUAUAUGUUUUGAAGUUAUGCACUGAUCAAUUCCAAGUUUUGUAUCUCUCCCCCCCCCCAGCAAUCCAUGGGAAUUUGACCAUCAUCCCGGGGGUAGGGAAUUUGAACCUUACCUGGCUGGGGUGGGGAAUUUGAACUGGAAGUGUUAAGUGUUUCCUGCAGAAUACAAGAGUUAUUUUAAGAAUACAGAGGUGUUUAAGGUAAAUAAUUCACUUUUGCAAGCAAAUGGCUCAGAAGAAAAGGUCUACAAAGUUUAAGUUUUAAAGCUUUGGCAAAGUACAGAAAGACAUGAUAACUAAUUUAGUCUUUCGCAAAAAUAUUGGGUGGGGCAUUUGGACACAAUUUUUGCUCAGGUCUACUUGAUGUGUUAAAUAGUUGAAGCUUUUUAUUUAUGUGAGGUUCUUAAUUUAUUGACGGUGCACUAUCUUCCCUUUACCUGUAGAAAUCUUUGGCACAGACUUGACACAAAUAACUAGUGAGAUGAGUCUGCAGUGAAGUCUCCAAUGAAAAUUAGCCGCAGAACCUUGCCACGGUUUUUAAAUUAACAUUCUGUGUUCUGAAGGACACCAUAGGUAUGCGGUUAUUAACUGCUCGUUCACCGCUAACGGUGUCAAAUAAAUUGACAUUUUUCGAGCCAAAGGUUUUGCUCUUUCAAUUUUUUGUCUCAUACCAAUACGCUUGUCCCUCUUUUCCCACUUGGCUGAGGGGAAACAGAAAAGACUGCUACGUAAGCGAAAAGAGAUGGAAGAUUGAUAUGGAAGAUAGUUCUUUGAAAACGAUUUUGAUAAUUGUAUUCUGAAUGAAUAGAAUCUUUCUUUUCCAAGAAAUACUGCUCUAUAUGUGUUUCCUUCAUCUCCUGAUUUCGUUGUUAGGAUGUAGAAACACCUGACCCUGAGCCUCGAUAGGGCCCACGUUUACGAGAAAAAGAUGAAUUAACAUCCAUAUUUUAUUGCAACUUUCGUUCGCAAACUUAUCUCCUGUUCGCUGAAGAAAAUAGGACUCUCUGAAGUUAUAGAUAGCUUUCCCGCUCAUGUAGAAGAUCACCUAGGCCGUUUGAAAUCUCAGCUGUAUUAGUGAGUCUCUUGAAAAGUGUUUCCUGUAGUCUGCAAACUGGAUGUGGAGUCAAACUUCCUCAUGGAUCGGCGAAAAGGUUCCUACCAGUUUCUAUGCUGGGGUUGGGGGUGCCUCUUAAUCACAUUCUGGUGUGUGUGGUAGGUGUGGUGUGGCCUAUUCACAUAUGCUAAACACGUUUAGUAAGACAAUUUUUUAUUGAAUAAAAAUCAGCGAAGGAACACAUGUAGUCUAAAUUUAACUUAGGGUUUAAAUGAUCACUCUGAUUUUCAUUAUGAUACAAAAAUCAGUCCAAGCAACUGCAAUCAAGAAAAACAAUUUCAAAUAAUGUUUUAAAAGCAGCUCUAAAACGUGUUUUAUAGUUUGGGUGUGAAUGGGGUCACCGCUCUUUUUUAGGCUCAGCACCAAUAUUUGCGACAGGGCCGAUGCCGAUAUUUGAUACAAGCGCUUUGUCUUACCCGAGUGACUAACCGCUGACAAGGAGCUUGAGCUCGAGAUUAUGUAAUCACUGGUCAAAGUAGCGUUGGGGAAGGGGUGCUGCAAGAGUGAAAUGAUCGACCACCGUGAGUUUCGACUAAAUUACGACUUAAAUCCAUUUUUUAGUUUUUUUUAAAAAUAACUUCUGUUAGCGUACAGAGAGUGGUAUGUUACUCAUACCAAUCAGAUAGUUUGGGGUAUGUAUCUCGCAUCAGUCAGAUCGCCGCAUUAAGGUAUGUAUCUCGCACCAAUCAGAGCGUCGUUUUUGCUCUUUGAUUUGAGAGGUGUUCAAAUUUCAACGAAGUAAUGGGGGAUUCGGAGAGAGCAGUUCGUAAAAUGGAAUCAGAAUGAGAAAUGUUGGCUUUGCUGUGUUUUUAACGCGUAUUUUACCGCACUUUAUGAGAAAUGCGAUACUACUAGACAGAUCAAAGAUAUCAUGUUACCUGUAGUAACUGUGAAAAUGGUGGAUAGUUGUUCGAGAGAAAAUGGAUAAAGGGGUAAGUUUCUAAAGAAACUGUGGUGCUGCGUCGGUGGGAGAGUAUAGCAGGUAAUUUAGUGUUAACAACUGAGUUGAAAACUUAAAUUAGCCACCGUUUAGGGUGGCUAAUUUACGUUUUCAACUCAGUUAACACUAAGUUACCUGCGAGAGAAAAUGGAGUCCUGUGCACUGUAGCACGAUCAUGGUUAUUGUUCCUUCACGACGAGAGUGAGUGGAAACAUUUUGAAUUAAGUAUUGCUUGAGGUGUUGAUGAAUUGCACCAAACAUUUUGAUUUGAGCAGUUCUUUAACGGCAAGCUGUGCAAGAUUCAUGAUUUGUUGGGUGUGCCGAUUAUAUUUUUCUGGAUUAGUUUUCUCGGUGCUAUCUCUAGAUGAAUAUUUAAUUAAAAUUAACUAUGGACGAUUUUGUGUAUGUUUUCGAUGCCUUGUGAAAGUGAUCUUGUGGGGUCGUUUGUGUUUGGCCAGGGACGAAUUCAGAUACCACCGUUGGCAUGUUUAGUUGAUUUCGUUAUCUGAAAUGAAUGAUUUACAGAGCUUAGUUAAUAUGAUGUGAUCUACUAACGUCGAAAAUAUGUCAAGUCGAAGGAACAAUUUUGGUCUCGGUCCGCAUUUUUCCACAAAAUAAACACAUGCCGCUUAAAAAGAUGAGUAUACGGCCCACGUGCAAAGCUGUCACUAUUGUUUCUCGAACGUUGCGUGUGUUAAAUAUUCAAUAGUGACAUCUCAUUUACAUCUACAGCUUCAUCCACUUUUACUACGUUGGUAAAAUCUGUACAGACAACACACCAAACAACUCGCACGCAAAGUGAGAAGACUAUAUGAAGACUUGAAAUUAUCUCAAGAUCAGUUUUGAUCUAGAAAUGGGCCAGGAAUAUUUCACAAUAGUGUAAAUAAUAGUGCAAGCUGAUCGCGGAAAAGCGAUUGCGUGACGCUCAGUAAGUUGUAAGAUGACAUGUUAUCACAUACCAGACGAAAAAACUCUUUAGAUUCUCAAUCUGCGUUUUGUUCCUACUCUGCAGUCUGCAGUCUAAAUUUUGUAUCUAGUCUACAUUUUGUACCUAGUUUACAUUUUGUAUCCGGUCUGCAGUCUUCAGUCUGCAUUUUGUACUAACAGGUAUCCGUGGCACCAAUACAGUUUAUUUUUUGUUACAGUUAUUCGCGCAACACACACAAUCUACCACAACCGAGACGUAGUCGAGUGUUUCCACACUUCUUUAGUACUCUAGCCGCUUCCUGCGUGCUUUACAACAGAACAGAGCACAGUCAAGGCUUCUCUAUGUAUUGGGUGGGUAUGCUAGCAGCUUUCCCGCGCAUUUGUCUUUAUCACCGUGGGCUCAGGGAUGGAUAGACCUCGUGACCUGUGACGCAUUAGACAUUCCAUCCAGUGCUUGUCGAUUUGCAUCGAAAGACUGAGUGUAGAUAGAAGGUGUGCGUGAAAGGCUGUACGUGAAAAGCUGUAAAUUCUACGUUUGAAGGUAAGGUAUACGGAAGGUUUCCAUUUUUAACCAUAUCCCUCAAGUUUUUAAAAUCUUUUUGGUGGAGGAUUUUUGCGUUUUCCUGGCUUAUCAAGAGUUUGAUGGGUUAGUUAUUCUCAUUCAAAUUAAGCCAUCCACCGAUUACUUUUGCUGUCGCUGAAAUUUACUCACGCUUUGAUUUACCUUCUAUUCAUUCUUAGCUGAGGUUUGUGAUCUUACUUGACAGUUUUUUUUUUCAUGAAACGAUUUGUCUGUUUGAGUUCCCUAUCAAAGGUUUUUGAGUGAACUUUCAUUACCACGUGCUCCUAUCUGUCGCUCCUAAACACCGCUCGCUUCGGGAAAUCAAUCUUUUUUGCAGCAAAUGAAGUUUCGAAACGAUACAAGUAGUAUGAUUAUACAAACAAUCCCGUACUGAACUGACAGUUGUGUUGGCAGAAAACUCGAUUAUUGCGACUUCUGCCUGCCGUCCCUCUUCGAGAGGACAUGAGAGCUGCACGGGUGACUGUCAUGGCGGCGUCGAAUCUUGGCGGCCACGCGGCGUCUCCAGAUGACAAAGGAAUUGGAUGACGCAUGGAAUCUGGAGUGGUCAAGCACGGACCGAAUGUGUGGUAACUACUAAGUAAAAGCGCUUCGGAAUGUCAAUAAAACGCUGGAGUCUUCAAAAAAACAUGUAUGUUUGAUGGUGUGCUAGUAUGAUGAGAUUGGAAUAGGGCAAGAAGAAUUAUUCCCACGAAGUUUCAGAUCUUGUGAAGGGUUUUUGCUUUCCGUCGUUUCAGCCAUUUCCGUGGUAGUUCAAUUUCAAGAAAGGUUUCCCUCCUGAUGCUUUCUGACCGCUUAAAGUAGACGCAGAAAAUCGGAAAGAACCGUUUCCAACGAUAGAGGACGAAGUCUUGAAUUCCUGAAGUUUCAUAGCCUUUUCCUUUCUUGUUCCAGUUUCGACUUGGUCAACUUUCCAUUGUUUCAGUAAUAGAGAAGCUUUCCUUCCAAGAACGAAGUUCUACAAAUGUUGUUUUUUGGUCGUGUGCAGUGUAAAAUCAGAGCUUUUUUUGUUGUCUCUCCCUGAAUUACCUUCAAUUUGUUGCACAUUUUGGUUAUUCUUUCCCUGCUGUGUACCCAAACGAUUCGAGUUUGUGCUGGUUCACAAUUGUUAAUGUAUUGAUAAUGAGAUAUGCUGCUGGCGAGGAUUGGAGGAGAAGUUCAGAGUAAUGAGUUGGGUAUUAACUGAUUUCAUGCUUUCCUGGAAUUUGUUUAAAAUUUUCUGUGGCUGAAAUGAAAUUAUAUGGAAGGUUUAGUUGUGUGUUCAUAUAAGUACCAAGAUGACUCAAAAGUUUAUUUGAAGAAUUACAUUUUUAUGAGGAAGAAUAGACCCCGAACAGAUUUAUUUCAUGGUCACUAGUAACUGAUAUUUUUUGGUGACUUCCACACUUAACACAAGUUAAAAUUAACAAAUGGAGUUUUGAUUUAACUUGGGUGAAACUUGUCUUUAUGAUUUCCCAAAUCUCUUUAUUUCAGUGAAAAGGGAAUCUAGUAUUAGAUGCUACCUCCAUUUCUGUGUUUUAUCUCUUUGUUCUCUGUUUUAGUCAAUUAAGCCCUAGAGGCUUUGUAAAUUGUUACUUGGAGGGCUAAAGAUUUGUAAAAGGAUACUUUUUAUAAUGUGUCUGAGUUUGAGAAGGUGAUUAUGAGCACAGAAGCACUGUUGGUUGCACAGACAUGGUUUGGCGUAGCACCAAUUAAUUAAAAUGGGGUUUGAGAGAAAAUUGCCAUCAGUUUUUUCUAGUCUGUAAGAUAUCUAAACAAAUAUUUUAUCAUGGAAAUGAGGCAAAUGUCCUUUUAUCCUGGAAAUGAACUAUUCAAACUGAAGUAGAAUUUUAUUGCUUUUGAAUAAAGAAUUUUUCAAGUUUCUUGUCUGUAUUUCUCUGACUUUUUUUCCACAUAUUUUGCUUUUCUAUUUCAUUUUUCAAUUUGCCCUUUUUCAGUUUUUUUUGUAACAUUUCACUUUUGUUGCAGGUGAACAUGGCUAGUUUUUUUAAUUUCAUAUUUACCACUGAAUUUGACUCUCACAGUCUAUUUUUAAUUUAGUUAAAAUUGAAAGAAUAGUUGCCAUUGAUGUUGUUUGAAGGGAAAAGAUUUGUUACUUUCAGCAGUUUGGAAAAUUCUUUAACCUUUAUUUUUUUUCAUUAACUUAAUUGCUCAGGAGAGUAUUUAAAGUUUUAUUUUAAACUAAUGGAACUUUGUGUGCUUCCUUUUAGGCUUGUUCAAUCAUGGCUACUGAAGGCUGGGAAAAUAAUCCAGAUUUGAAAAAGCUUUACAUUGGAAAGCUUAAGCUUGAGUCAACUGAGGAAAGUCUAAAAAAUCACUUUGGAAAAUAUGGAACUGUCACUGAAGUCAAGAUAGGCUUAGAUAAAGAUCAUAACCCAAGGGGGUUUGCCUUUGUGUCAAUGUCUGAUCAAGCAGCAGUGGAUCAAAUCUUAGAAGAUAAACCACAAGUUGUUGAUGGCCAGACUGUUUACCCAAGAAGGGCAAUUCCAAGAGAUGAUCCAAACCCACUGGCUCAGUUGAAAACAAAGAAGCUCUUCAUAGGAGGGCUUAAUGAAGAGGCCUCUGAAGAAGAUAUCAAGAAUGUGCUGGCCAUAUUUACACCCCAUCAACCAGAGAAAAUUAAACUGAUGUUUGACAGAAACACCAACAAAUUCAAGGGCUAUGCAUUUGCUUGGUUCCAAAAUGAACACAUAGUGGACAAGCUAUUUAUCAUCAGGAACUGCACAAUCAAAGACAAGAAAGUUGAGCUCAAGAAGGCAGAGGAAAACAGUGGACAGGCGGGAGGUGGUCAAGGUGGAGGUGGUGGAUUCCGCGGUCGUGGUGGAGGUGGAUUCAGAGGAAGAGGGCGGGGAGGUGGAGGAGGAGGUGGUGGUGGUGGUGGUGGUGGUGCAGGUUAUAAUGGUGCAUACUCACAACCUACCUAUGGUUCAGGUUAUGAAGGUUAUGAAAAUUACGGCAGUGGUGAUUACUCUUAUGGCAGUGGUUAUGGUUAUGAUGGUGGUUAUGGUAGUUAUGGUGGUGCCUAUGGCGGUGGUUAUGGUGGAGGUUAUCACAACAUGGGGGAGUACAGUUCUGAAGCGUCUUCAUAUGGUCCAAACAGGCGUGGUGGACAAGUGCGUGGACGUGGAGGAGGGGGUGGUGGUGCUGGUGGUGGUGGGUAUCGGCCUUACUAA